GGAGGAGGAGGGGAGGAAGAAGCCCCUGCCCUUACAAAAGCUCCCCGGCCGAGGAGUGGCGUGUGUGUCCUGCGGGGGGGUAGCCAUGCCCCUGAGGAAGCCCGCGGGCAAGCGGCGCAGCACCGACUCGGGCGUGGAGCCCGACCGCGGGGCCCUCUCCCAGGAGAAGAAGGAUCAGCGCAUCGCGCUCUUCCUCAGCGACUUCGACCAGCAGGCCAAGGAAAAUAUCCAGGAAAUGAAGAAAGAGCUUGAUUCGCUUUUGCAAACAGCUGAGAAGGCAUUUACAGUGGAGCUGCUGAAGAUGCCAGUUGCCAUCAGGAAAAUGAAAAGAAAAGAAUUGCUUAAUUUGCGAGGAGGGGAGGAAGUAGCUCUUGCUGCUGCAGUGACUGACUGCUCUCUAGAAGAUGUACCAAAUCCAAAACUGGUAAGGACCAACAGCAAAAAAGUUAAGGUAACUACAAUUGUUGAAUAUGAAGAUGCCAAGCAUAUUUCUGCAAAGAACAUAUCUAAAAAAGUUUCCAAAACUAAGUCAUUGGUUUCAUUGGCCUCUGGUUCAAAUAGCAAACUGAACCCUCUUUCUAGGUCUGGUCACUCUUCUGCAAGUGUGACUGAGGCUGUUAAGUCCCUUGCUUCUGAUGGCAGUGCCACAAAUUUCAAAGCCAUUCCAAAGGUAUCUAAAAGUGUUGGACUACAACAGACUGUCUCAAGAACUGUACCUACCAGUGGAAGAGUUCAAGGCAUGUUACUAAGAAGUAAAUCAGUACCCCAAGAUAAAACUGUUCCAUUUGUAAACAUUCCCCUGGCUGAUGGACAGACACUCUGUAUGGCUGGUGGAGACCUCCAUAAUAUUGAUGUGCAACUACUCAAUCAAGAUACAGUACAGCACAUUCAUAACUUAGUGAGUGAGCUGUCUGCACUAUGUGGAAAGGCAACAGCUAAACAGUGUUAAUGGAACUGCCUCGUGACUACAGAAUAUUCAUGACAGCCCUUGCUUGCUGCCUCUGAAGUGAGAAUGUCUAUAAUGUCUCAAUAAAGCUGUAUACUGCCCAGUAAAUGUUUUUAUA
Messenger RNA from Egretta garzetta (little egret), 1064 nucleotides. Its product is annotated as borealin-2. Gene Ontology annotation, cellular component: chromosome passenger complex; chromosome, centromeric region; spindle midzone. NCBI's taxonomy places the organism in Eukaryota, Metazoa, Chordata, Aves, Pelecaniformes, Ardeidae. Gene Ontology annotation, biological process: mitotic sister chromatid segregation. The record is from RefSeq and is a predicted model, not a curated record. The coding region runs from base 86 to 949 and encodes 287 amino acids. The transcript is spliced from 10 exons.